This is a messenger RNA of Vitrella brassicaformis, 4498 nucleotides long. The record is from the annotation of a GenBank genome assembly. NCBI's taxonomy places the organism in Eukaryota, Vitrellaceae.
CCUUGCCGCAGAAAGAGAGGUGAAAAUGGCACGAGGACUGCGUUCAGAUGGAGAGGAGAACCGCUGUGGAUGAGUGCAUCUUUGCUUUUGAUGGAUCUUUUGCGUCACGAUGUCUAACUGCAGGUGUUGCUGCUUGUGACUGACUCUGCACUUGUUGCAUCAUUAUGGCUGCUCAGCUGUCUUAUGAGGCCUUCCUGGAGGUCAUGGGGCCGCAGGUCAGUGAGUGAGAGACUGGGAGAAAGACGAACACACACGCAUCGACUCGUGUAUAUGAGUGUGUUCUGACUGUCUGCAGCUGGUGGGCAUGGGGCUUCCAGAGAAGGUAGGUGAAUUGACCACUCCACUCACAGACGCACAGCAGGAACACAAUAUAUAAGACGAACACAUAGACGGCUGAUGGAAUAUGAUGCACUGAGUGGACGGCAUGUGUGUGCGUGUGUGUGCAGCUGUGGCGGUGUGCGUUUGACAAGCUCUCGUCCGAAAACCUGGACGCCUCCGACGCGUUCACACUCGUCGAGAGGGACGACAGACAGAGGGGCGAGAGCAAAUGGCAGGUGGGAACACUGCACACAACACACACUCAUGGAUGUGUGUGUGUGUUGUGUAGGUGGUGUCAUGUCGGCCGAUUGAGAAGGAGAGCGGUGUGUGGCUCUGCGACCACUGCUGGUCGUUCAGGCUGAAGGUCGGUAAGUCUGUCGCUCUGCCUGUGAACGUUUCUGUGAAUGUGUGUGUGUGUGUGUGUAGGAGGGCAAGCGUCAGCUCAAGGAAAAUGAGAAGCUGAGAGCACGGCUGCAGAGGUGAGCAUGUGUGUGUGGUGGAUGGCAUGGCAUUGCUCGACUACUCAACACAUAUAAGCCCCUUGCCUCUCCUGUGUGUGCAGUCUGUUUGGUGUGUCGUCUGACACGGCUGUCGACGACCUGUGGAGAGAGCUGCUCCCCGCACUGCAGGCACGUAUGCCGUGUGAAUUAAUGGCCGUGGACUGACUGACACACGUGUGUGUGUUGGUGUGUCUGUGUGUGUGUAGCACUACCAAGUGGCCUCCUCGAGUCGGCUUGACGAAGAGGCCGUCUGGUACUUGAUGGACGAAGUGAGUAUAUAUGUCAGCCCACACCCCCCCACACACAAAUGCGCACAGCCGUGUACGUCUUGUGUCUGUCAGUUCGGCUCGUCCUUCGACGUGGAGAUCACUCGGGUCGAUGACGAGAUGGACCAGAAAGGUCCGUGUGGCGCGUGCAAACAAACGUGUCCAGAUCUUCCCAGAUGUGUGUGUGUGUGUGUUUAUGCAGAUGAAGUGCCUGAAGCAGACGGCCUGGCCAACUUCAGGAUGGCGCCUUUCUUCCACACACAAAGAGGUGGGUCCACUCACAUGUGUGUGCAGAGGGAAUGCUGUGGUUGUUGUGUGUGCGAACUGGUUGAGUGCAGGAGUGGCCUACACCCUCAUCUGGCCGGUCAAAGACACAGAGGUCGGCACCCAUACACACAUGACAUGACGCGCACACACACACAGCCUCCAUCCAUCCAUCCAUCCAUGUGUGUGCUGCCAGCACUACGAGCCGUGUUCUCGGCUGGCUGUGCCCAAGUCGGGCGGGCCAGAAGACCUUUUACUGGACUUUCCAUGCGUCAGAGUGCCCCAAUACACGUCCGUACGCACGACGAACCCACCAUCUCAUCACCCAGCACUCGUCUGUCUGUCUGUCUGUCUGUCCGUCGUGUGUGUGUGUGCAGAGAGGCGUCACCCAUCCCUGCUGUGCUGCAGUGCUCUCGGCUCUUCGCUCUGAUGUUCCCAUGGCGGUCGAGUGCAGCACGGUGGGCGCACACAAAGAGAGAGGGUGCGCGAGUAUGUGUCUGUGGGUGGGUGGAUGGACGGAUAUGUGUGUGAUGGGGGGUAGAGAGCUGGUGGUGCCUUGGUACGUGCGCAUGGCCGCCGAGCUGCUGCAGGACGAGAAGACACACAUGGUGGUGGAUGAGCAGCAGCCGAGUGCCGUUGGCAGCAGCUCAUCCAUCGCAUCAGUGUUCGACUUCCCCCCACACAGAUCGGCACAGAUCGGUACACACACACACACACGCACACACUCAUCAAGUGAAAUGAAUGCCUCAGACACACGACACUCUGAUCUGUUUGUGGGUCUGGUGUCUGAUAGAGUGCGACCGUCGUGAGCUGAGGCGGCGUGUGGACUUGAUCGACCGCACCCAAGUGUCGGAGACGCUGAAGGUCAGUAUGGCCGCAAACAGACACACGCAUUCAUUCUCACUUAUCUCUGUUUGUGUGUGUGUGUGUGUGUGCAGAAGUCGCCCCUGCGCGUGUUCACCGAUCUGCCCAUCCUCCAAGAAACGCUCAGCAGGGACGACUUCACCUUUACCGACGUAAGUUAAGAGGGCACAUUCACACACACGGAUGGAUGGAUGGAUGGGUGUCUGUGUGUAGGACAUUUUGCAAGCCGAUGUCCUGUAUGUGAGCUACGUGCUCAACGACGGCAGAGAUAAACCCACUGACGAGAAGGGCUCAGAAUGGUCAACACAGGGGCGCACACACAUGUGUGUCUGUGUGCGUGUCCAUCUGUCCAUCUGUCCAUCUGUCCAUGUGUGUGUGUGUGUGUGUGUCAUUUGUUUGGGUGCAGGUCGUCGUCUAUUCGGUUCAACUCGCACCAGCUGGUGAACCAGCUGGUGGGAGAGGGGCACAUGACCACCAAAGACGGACUCGCAAAAAUGACCAGGCAAGUCUCGUGUCAUGAUAUGUGCACAGACCUUCUCUGUGUGUGUGCGCGAUGUGCGGGCGUAGGAGGUUCGCAUGGCUGCCUGAUGCAUAUGACCUGUCCACCGAGCUGCCGCAGAUGAUCGGGGCUUACCAUCGCCGCCAUCAGUCAGCACAGGUGUGUGUGUCCACACACACGCAUAGCAUACACAGGCCGAGAGAUACCUUUGUGUGUAUCUGUGUGUGUGCAGGGGCCGUCUGCACCACCUGAAUCGCCUCACCAAGGCAGACACAGCGACUACUGGAUCGUCAAGCCCCGCAACUUGGCCCGCUCCAUCGACACACACAUUACCAACGACAUCGACGAAAUCGUCCGGUGGGCAGAUGCGUCCAUGUGCGUGUCCAUCUAUCCAUGUGUGUGUGGUGUUGCCAGGCUGUCGUCCACUUUCCCCAAGGUGUGCCAGCGGUACAUCGACCGGCCGGCCUGCAUCGACGGCAAAAAAUUCGACCUCAGGUAGACGUACGUGUCGAUAGCACACACAUUGGCAACAGUGUCUAUGCGCGUGUGUGAGUGUGAGUGAGUGUGUGUGUGAAGGUUCUACGUGGCCGUCAAGUGCUUCCCCUCGAUUGCGUCCGGCAAAGCCAUUGAGAUGGGCUGGGCGGGGCGGUGGCCACACACACACACACGUGUGCUGCACGUGGUUGGUGGAGUGCAGGUGGCCGUCUACGAGCGCUUUGCCGCUCGAAUGGCCAACGAGCCCUUCAGAAUGGACGAGUGAGUAAGCACACAUCGGUCCGUCUGUUGAUCCAUCUGUCUGUGUGUGAGGUGGUCGGUGUCACGAUGAAUGUCAUUCAGCUUCGAUUCCUUCCCUGUGCACUUCACCGUCAUGAACUACCAGGACGAGCAGACGCGCAGCAAAAACGUCGUCAUGACCUGCACACACUUCAAGACACAGCUCGCCAAGUAACUAACGACGGGCAAGACACACCGACACAAACAUACACAACGUGUGUGUGUGUGUGUGUCAGUGAGCAUGGCCACCAUGACGAUGCGGCCGUUGCAGCGUUCUGGAAGGCCAUCAUCGACAAGGUUGUUGCUCUCGUGUGGAUGGAUGCAUGGAUGGAUGGACAAGUGUAUGGGUGUGUGGCGCAGGUGCACCUGAUGGUGAGAGAGCUCUUCCAGACAUUCGUCCAGCAGAUGACCCUCAAGUACUCACACACGCAGAGCAGACGAUCGGGUCAACCCCACCCCUGUGUGUGGUAUGGUAUGGUGUGCCUGCAGGGAAAACAGUUCGUCGGGUGAGAGUGUGCUGACCAACCCCACUUCCUUCGCCGUGUACGGCCUGGACGUCAUGCUCGAGCACACAGAGGGCAACCUGGAGCCAAGGCUACUCGGUCAGUCAGCCUGUCUGGUCUGAGCACAGCGCCCCCACCAUGAGUGUGUGUGUGACCACAUCUUGUGUGUGUGUGUGUGUGUGUGCGUGAAAGCAGAAGUGACGUUCUUCCCCGACACUGCCCGGCUGGUCAAGGAGGACAGGGGGUUCUGGGACACGGUCUUUGGCUGGGUGUUCAGAGAGGAGAGGGGAGGGGCUAUGGUGGAGGUCACCAUGUAGAGAGAUGGAUGGACGGACGACUGCAGUCAUCAUUCCAGCGCCCCCCUUGGCAGAUGAACGUGUUGAUGUGUGUGAAUGUAUGUGUGUCUGACGCUAUGUGCAUUGGUUUGUCGGCCUGCGAAAGGCCGCUUCUUUAUUCAUGCUGCGUGUGGAUGGAUGGCCGAUGAGAUGAAUGCAUUGCAUUGAAAUGAAC